This is a messenger RNA of Antechinus flavipes (yellow-footed antechinus), 1874 nucleotides long. It is a transcript of the gene TRMU, whose product is annotated as tRNA mitochondrial 2-thiouridylase. Bases 24 to 1397 code for a protein of 457 amino acids. Gene Ontology annotation, molecular function: sulfurtransferase activity. NCBI's taxonomy places the organism in Eukaryota, Metazoa, Chordata, Mammalia, Dasyuromorphia, Dasyuridae. The record is from RefSeq and is a predicted model, not a curated record. Gene Ontology annotation, cellular component: mitochondrion. The transcript has 10 exons. Gene Ontology annotation, biological process: tRNA wobble position uridine thiolation.
CGGCUGCACUUCCGGCUGGUGGCAUGGCGGCAGCUGCCGGCGUCGGGGUUGUGCGACGGCGCGUGGCGUGCGCCGUGUCUGGGGGCGUGGACAGCGCCGUGGCCGCGCUCCUGCUGCGCCGCCGAGGCUACGAGGUCACGGGGGUGUUCAUGAGGAACUGGGACCCUCUGGACGAGCGGGGCGCCUGCUCCGCCGACCGGGACUGCGAGGACGCGGCCCGCACCUGCCACGUGCUGGACAUCCCCUUCCGCCAGGUGUCCUUCGUCAAGGAGUACUGGCACGACGUGUUCACGGACUUCCUGAACGAGUAUGAGAAAGGGCGCACCCCGAACCCCGACAUCCUGUGCAACAAGCACAUCAAGUUCCAGGCUUUCUUCCGCUACGCCCUGGACCAGCUGGGAGCCGAGGCCAUGGCCACCGGCCACUACGCCAGGACGUCGCUGGAGGACGAGGACGUCUUCGAGCAGAAGUACGUCCCGAGGCCCCAGGGCCUCUUCAGGAACCGCUUCGAAGUGAGGAACCCCGUGAAGCUUCUGCAGGGGGCGGACACCGCCAAAGACCAGACCUUCUUCCUCAGCCAGGUCUCCCAGGAGGCCUUGCGCAGAACCAUCUUCCCCCUGGGGGGGCUCACCAAGGACUUUGUGAAGAAAAUCGCUGCGGAGAACGGCCUCGGGCACGUGCUGCAGAGGAAGGAGAGCAUGGGCAUCUGCUUCAUCGGGAAGCGGCACUUGGAAAGCUUCCUGCUCCAGGUGAGGCGCCGUUGGCAGGGCCCGCCCGUGGAGCGUGUCGGGGCCGCGGGGGGCUUCCUGCGUGUAAGGACGCCGUCUUUCUUGCAGUAUUUACGUCCUCGUCCGGGGAACUUUGUUUCCAUCGAGGAUCACAAGGUUUUGGGGACGCACCAAGGCUGCUUCCUAUUCACCCUGGGCCAAGGAGCUAAAAUCGGGGGCCUCAAGGAUCCCUGGUACGUGGUGGAGAAGGACAUGAGCAGCGGAGACGUGUUGGUGGCCCCUGGCCCUGACCACCCCGCCCUCUACCGAGAAGUGCUGCGCACAGGCCGCGUGCACUGGAUCGCGGAGGAGCCCCCGGCCCGCCUGGUGCACGACAAGAUGAUGGAGUGUCACGUCCGCUGGCGGCACCAGAUGGCGCUAGCUCCCUGCGUGUUGACGCUCAAUCAGGACGGCAGCGUGUGGGUGACCGCGGUGAAGCCCAUGAAAGCCCUCGCCACGGGCCAGUUUGCCGUGUUCUACAAGGGGGACGAGUGCCUCGGAAGCGGGAAGAUCAUGAGACUGGGGCCCUCGGCCUACACGCUGCAGCUGGGCAGGAGCCAGGCCGCCGCGAGCAGAGAGGCCUCCAAUGGCAGUGGGGACCCCGGCCCCCCCGCGGCCCCCCCCCACUGAACCCUGGGAGCAGGAUCGCAGCGGGCCGGACUCUGGGCCUGCCCCCGGCUGAGGACAAGCUCUGCAGGGCCCCGACUGCCCCCCCCCACGCCAGCGGCCAGGGGCAGGAAGCGUGGGGGUCCUCGCUGUGGGGGCCCAGCCCAGAGGCUGACCGCAGCGGGGAGGCCCCCCCGAGCCUCCGUCAGACGCCCCGCGUCCCCCUUGGGCCUUCUGGGCAGAGGCCAGGAGAGGUCUCUCAUGUGACAGGUGAGGAGAUGGAGGCGGCCCGGGCGAAAGAUUGGCCAGGAUCAGCCUGUGUGUGCGUCUUCCCAGCCCUGGGCCCUGGCCCGGAGCCGUCCGGCUGCUGCUUCGUGGCGACUUAGAAGUCAGGAGGACCCGAGUUCAAAUCUGGCCUUAACACUGUGUGACCCUGGACAAGUCACUUAACCCCAACUGCCUCAGGAAAAAAAAGAAAAAGAAAUAAAGUUGUGAAGUGGC